ACUUUUGUUUGCGCGAUCUUCACGGCAGCUUGGGAAUGUGGUAGCCUCCUCCAGUGAGCUCGCCUUGCUUCAGCAAACCCGGGGGUCUCCGUAAUGUUCCUAGGGGGGCGUUGCUAGGAAUUCCUCCUCGCGUCAGUGGAAGGCACGCAAAAACACCUGCCGGCGCCAAAGCAGCCACCAUACAGGUGUAUUUUUAUAAAUUGCUCUCAGAGGCUCCGGAGCAGUAAGGACUCCGUUCGUGACUCUAAGCUGCCCUGCUCUGUGAAGGUACAAAUGAAGAACCGCUGGUCUGAUUCUGGGAAUAAAUUCUGUAACUACACAAAGAUGUCUAAGUAAGAGAAUGUCCUCUGGCUACUGUCUCGUUUUGGCCAGCUGAUAGGCGCUGCAGAACGGAUUGCUGUGCCUCAGCUGUUUUACUCACCGGGGCUGCAGUAGAAGCUUUUGUUUUUCUCCAUUUUAUGAAGUCAUUGUAAGACUGCAUGCAAACAUCCUGAGUAUGUUCAUAGACAUGCUUUAGAGAUCACAAGAGCGUGUAGAAUAGCCACCAUGGGUCCCACUCAGCUUGUCACACAGAACCAUGGGAAGAAGACAAGUGUUUUUAACAUGGAGGAAAAAGUAUUUGCACUUUUCCAGAAUUCAGAGAUUCCCUCUGAACCUAGAGAAAACCCUCCCCUGAAAAGGAAGAAGGGGCCAGCCCCCAAGAUGCUAGGAAAUGAGGUGUGCAGCGUAUGUGGGGACAAAGCCUCCGGCUUCCAUUACAAUGUCCUGAGUUGCGAGGGCUGCAAAGGUUUUUUCCGACGCAGUGUGAUCAAAGGGGCCCAAUAUAUCUGCAAGAACAGUGGCAGAUGUGAGAUGGAUACGUACAUGCGCCGGAAAUGUCAGGAGUGUCGGUUACGCAAGUGCUAUGAAGCAGGCAUGCGAGAGCAAUGUGUUCUCUCUGAAGAGCAAAUCCAGCUGAAGAAACUUAAGAAGCAGGAAGAUGAUCAAGCCCGGAUGAUAGCUGUGCGUCAGAACCCACCAUCUCCUCCAAGCACCCUUCCCAAAAUGACACCAGAGCAGCUUGUUAUGAUAGAAAAACUUGUUGCAGCUCAACAGCAGUGUAAUCAACGGUCUUUCACAGAUAGGCUCAAAGUGACGCCGUGGCCUCGGAUUUCAGAUCCUCUUCAUCGUGAAGCACGACAACAGCGCUUUGCUCAUUUCACAGAGCUUGCCAUCAUUUCUGUGCAGGAAAUUGUGGACUUUGCCAAACAGUUGCCAGGUUUCUUGGAACUCACUAGAGAAGACCAAAUUGCUCUUUUGAAGACUUCUACAAUAGAAGUGAUGCUGUUGGAGACAUCUAGGCGCUACAAUCCAGAAACUGAAAGCAUAACUUUUUUGAAAGAUUUGAGUUACAAUCGAGAUGAUUUUUCCAAGGCUGAUCACCUAAUGUUCCCACGGAUGUUAAUGAAACUGGUCAGCCUUCGGACUUUAAGUAGUGUUCAUUCUGAACAAGUGUUUGCUCUUCGGCUACAGGACAAAAAGCUACCACCACUUCUUUCAGAGAUCUGGGAUGUCAAUGAAUGAGUAUACUAUCGAAGGACAGUGAACGAUUACACUGAUUAUCUUUUGCCAAUAAAAACUAUUCUCCUUUAUCAAAAGCA
Messenger RNA from Thamnophis sirtalis, 1640 nucleotides. Lineage: Eukaryota; Metazoa; Chordata; Lepidosauria; Squamata; Natricidae. The record is from RefSeq and is a predicted model, not a curated record.